AUGGCUGCCUCGUCUUCUUCCUCGUCUUCCUACAAGCCCGUGCUGACCGUCGAGUCCAUCAACCCGCAUGUGCCCAACGUCGAGUAUGCAGUGCGGGGUGAGCUGUCGAACCGCGCCAACGACUACGCCAACAUCCUGGCCGAGGGCAAGGGCAAGGAGCGGGGCCUCGCCUUUCCCAGCGUCGUCAGCGCAAACAUUGGAAAUCCGCAGCAGCAGCCCUUUCUCGCGCAGAAGCCCCUCACCUUUUGGAGGCAGGUCGCUGCGCUGACAGAGUACCCUGCCCUGCUCGAUGCCAAGCUGCCCGACGACGUGUUCCCGCGCGACGUCAAGGAUCGGGCGAGGCACAUCCUUGACGAUGUCGGCAGCGUGGGUGCCUACUCGCACUCCAAGGGCGCUGCCAGCAUCCGCAAGCACGUCGCAGAGUUCAUCCAAGAACGAGAUGGACACCCCUCGGAUCCAGAAAUGAUCUACCUGACGGCGGGCGCGUCUGCCGGCGUGCAGCUCCUCCUCUCCAUCCUCAUCGCAGGCCCCCAGGUGGGCGUCAUGAUCCCGAUUCCCCAAUAUCCCCUCUACUCUGCCGCGCUGGCCUUCUACGGCGCACAGCCGGUCCGGUACUUCCUCGAUGCGCACCACGACUGGGCCAUCGACGUCGACGCCAUGGCGCGCCAGGUCGACGAGUCGCGGCAGAAGGGCAUCGACGUGCGUGCCUGCUGCGUCAUCAACCCGGGCAACCCCACGGGAUCAUGCCUGUCGCGGAAAAAUAUCGAGGACAUCCUCAAGAUGGCCCACGACAAGCGCCUCGUCGUCAUGGCCGACGAGGUGUACCAGGCCAACAUCUACCAGCCCGACACGCUUCCGUUUAUCUCGUUUAAAAAGGUCCUGCGCGACUUUGAAAAGGACGAGGCGACAAAGAACAUCGCUUCCGAGGUCGAGCUCGUCAGCUUCCACUCGAUCAGCAAGGGCGUCAGCGGCGAGUGCGGCCGGCGCGGCGGUUACUUUGAGCUGACAAAUAUCAGCUCCGACGUCGAGGCCCAGGUGUACAAGAUGGCGAGCGUCAACCUGUGUCCCUCGCUGCAGGGCCAGAUUGGCGUCGAUCUCCUCGUGCGCCCACCCCGGCAGGGUGAGCCGUCGUACGAGCUGUGGAAGCACGAGACGCAAUCGAUCCACGAGACGCUCGAGGCGCGCAGCAAGAAAAUGGCUGGCAAGUUCAACGAGCUCGAGGGGAUCCAGUGCAACGAGGCCCAGGGCGCCCUCUACCUCUUUCCCGAAAUCACACUGCCGCAAAAGGCCAUCGAGGCCGCACAGAAGGAAAAACGCCAGCCGGACCUCUUUUACUGCCUCAAGAUGCUCGACGCCACGGGCAUCUGCGUCGUGCCUGGCAGCGGCUUUGGCAAGAUGCCCGACUUGGAGCAGAGAAAGGUGUUUUUGCGGACGACGGUCCUGGCAAAGGAGACGGACGAGUUUGUCGAGCGCUUCGGCACGUUUCACAAGAAGUUCCUCGAGGAGUAUGCCUAG
Molecule: messenger RNA, 1515 nt
Organism: Acaromyces ingoldii
Lineage: Eukaryota; Fungi; Basidiomycota; Exobasidiomycetes; Exobasidiales; Cryptobasidiaceae
Product: putative alt1-alanine aminotransferase
Exons: 2
Coding region: 1-1515 (504 amino acids)
Biological process (GO): biosynthetic process
Molecular function (GO): pyridoxal phosphate binding; L-alanine:2-oxoglutarate transaminase activity
Source: RefSeq, a predicted model, not a curated record